This is a messenger RNA of Dovyalis caffra, 1794 nucleotides long. NCBI's taxonomy places the organism in Eukaryota, Viridiplantae, Streptophyta, Magnoliopsida, Malpighiales, Salicaceae. The record is from the annotation of a GenBank genome assembly.
AUGUCUGUUGUGGAUGUUGGUUUGAGUCCGAUUUUUGAAGAAUCGGGUCAUUUUCUUCCUGGUUAUUGGGGUCAAAAGGGACCGGUAAUUGAGGAUUCAUCGAUUCUAAUAUAUAUCAGUGUGGGUGGUUCUUCAAUUCCUAUGAGGGUUUUCGAGUCUGAUUCUAUAGCUGCAGUGAAGCUAAGGAUUCAGACAAGUAAAGGCUUUGUAGUGAAUAAACAGAAAUUAGUUUAUGGAGGGAGGGAAUUGGCUAGAAAUGAUUGUCUUGUUAAGGAUUAUGGGGUCACUAGUGGCAAUGUUUUGCAUUUGGUUCUCAAGCUCUCGGAUCUCUUGUUUAUCAUUGUAAGGACCAACUGUGGAAAGGAAUUUGAGUUUCAUGUGGAUAGGUAUAGGAAUAUUGGGUACAUAAAGCAACGGAUAUUUAAAGAAGGGAAAGGAUUUGUUGAUGUUGAGGAGCAACAGAUCUUUUAUAACGGCAAAAAGCUUGAUGAUCAGAAAAUUGUUGAUGAUAUAUGCGAUGAUAGUGAUGCUGCCAUUCAUUUACUGGUUGAAAAAUCUGCCAAAGUGAGGGCUAAGCCUCUGGAGAAGGAUUUUGAGAUUUCGGUAGUGGCAGCGAAAUCCACCGAGAAAAGAGAUGGAUCGAUAGCUGGAGGACAUAAUCGAUCUGAAGAGGUUUCUGUUCUCUCUAGGGAGCAAUCUGGUAGAAAUUUCUUGUUGGAACCUGUUAUUGUUAACCCUAAGGUGAAGUUGAAUUCAGUUUUUUGGAAUAUGAUUGACUCUACAUUUGAUGGAUUGGAGAGAGGUAAUGCACCCAUCAGAUCUUCUGAGGGAACAGGAGGGACCUAUUUUAUGCAGGAUCCAUCAGGUCAGGAGUUUGUAUCUGUUUUUAAGCCUGUCGAUGAGGAGCCUAUGGCUGUGAAUAAUCCCCAGGGGCUGCCCGUGUCAUCCAAUGGUGAAGGAUUAAAAAAAGGGACAAGGGUAGGAGAAGGAGCGGUGAGAGAAGUAGCAGCUUACAUAUUGGAUCAUCCAAGGAGUGGUCCGCGGGCAGUAACAGGAGAAGUUAUGGGCUUUGCUGGUGUACCCCCUACGGUCAUCGUUCAAUGCUUGCACAAAGGAUUUAACCAUCCAGAAGGGUUUGAAAAUGCUAUGGAGUACGCCAAAAUAGGGUCUUUACAGAUGUUUAUGAAGAACGAGGGGAGCUGUGAGGACAUUGGUCCUGGGACUUUUCCAGUGGAGGAGGUGCACAAGAUCAGUGUGUUCGAUAUAAGAAUGGCCAAUGCAGAUAGGCAUGCUGGAAAUAUAUUGAUCAGCAAAGGGGAGGAUGGUCAGACAGUACUCGUUCCAAUUGAUCAUGGUUAUUGCUUGCCUGAGAAAUUUGAAGAUUGCACAUUUGACUGGCUUUACUGGCCGCAAGCCCGCCAGCCGUACCCACCAGAAGUUGUUGACUACAUAAACUCUCUGAAUGCUGAACAUGACAUUGCACUACUGCAAUUCUAUGGAUGGAAUAUUCCUCUUGAGUGUGCCCGCACUCUUCGUAUCUCAACUAUGCUUCUGAAAAAAGGGGUAGAGAGAGGUCUCGCUCCUUUUGCCAUUGGAAGCAUCAUGUGUAGAGAGAACUUGAACAAGGAAUCUGUGAUUGAGGAGAUUGUUCGUGAAGCAGAAGAUUCCCUGCUCCCUGGUAUGAGUGAAGCUACAUUUCUCGAAGCUGUCUCCAAUAUCAUGGACUACCGACUUGAUGAGUUCACCAAUAAUUUCCGUUCAGGCAAUGGAUUCUCCAAAGGAAUCUUCAUCUAG